UUCUACCAAGGGUAUGAAUACUGUCAAAGUCUGUGUCACAAAAUAAAUUCUAUCCACAUCCACAGAGAAAUCUCAAAACCUGAACAAAUAAACCAUCUGCUACUAGAGGUGGAGGGAGACUUGAGAAUAGAAUAGUUAAUUGGGUACACAUAGCUAAAACAGUCCUGCAAUAGAUCCAACCUUCAGGAAGGUUGAAGUUGUUUUAGAGAGGUGUUGAUAAAGACUUUAUGAUCAUGUUGGAUGAUGUAGUUUGUGGUGAUGUUACAAUAUGGGAGAUGUUUCUAAUAUCUAUCCUACUAACUGAUAUAAACAUGGAAAAAAUAUUAGAAACACUUCACAGUAUAAUGCAACAGCACAAAAGGUAGUCCUUCAGGUACCAAUCACUGCAGGGAUGUAUUAGAUGGUGCUUCUUUAAGCUAGGUGUACCCAAACAAAAUAUAUAUAUAUAUAUAUAUAUAUACAGGGACUCAGUAUUCAUACAGUCCUCAAUAGGGCUGUGUAUUAGCAAGAAUCUGGUGAUACGAUAUAUAUCACACUGCAGCGGUUACAAUUUUUUUAGUUUUUGGAGGUUAGUGGCCCAAUAGUACAACUGCAUAUUGGGAAGUACAAGGCCCCCAUCUUGUCUGGGCCUCUGGAAAAUUGAUAUUUGAAUCCUGGGGGGCUUGCCUGCCAUGAUGUAAGAAAGUAUACUGGUAUUAAGUGAUUUAAAAAAAGAUUUGGGGAGUAAGAUAGGAAAAGUCUGAAAAAGAAAUAGGAUUUGAGGUAAUACAUUAAUUUUAAUUGUUUAGAUUCAACCCAAAAGUGAAAGAGGUAACUUCAUCCAAUUCAAUCCGUGCAAUUUAAUCUUCUCAGUCAAUUCCACAAAGUUAUUCUUGUGAAGUGAACUAAAGGAGUGAGAGAUGUUUACACCUAAAUAUUUAAAGCCACUGGGAGAUAAGUGAAAAGGUAGUGCAUCAGGAGGGAUGGAUUUGGCUGACUGGUUUACAGGAAAACAUACAGUCUUUGCAAUAUUCAGAUUUGUAACCUGAAAGUACUCAGAAGGUCUCUAACAAAUUUACUAUUCCGUCAACACAAUUUACUGGGUCUUGUACGUAUAAUAAUAAAUCAUCAGCAUAUAAUGCUACCCUGUGUUCAAAUCCCCUGUUUAUGCCUGAGAAUAGCUAUAGACAGAGGCUAUUCCCCCUGGAAUUACAGAGGCAUUUGUUAUUUAUGAUACACAAGACAGAUAAGACUGAGCAUAAAACCAGUAAUUUGGGACCCAGAGGGAAAGAGAAAAGGGGAACGAAAGAGAAAGAAACACAAAAACAAACCAACAGACAAACAACGAGAAAAAGAAAAAAAACCCACCGCAGGACAAAUCACACAGUCCCCCCUAAAGUGCCCACCCUGUAUAUGCCCCUGAUUCCCACAUAGCUUACAUCAGUUGAAGAAUACAGUAAUGGAUGUUUGAUGCUCGCUCGUUUAAAAACAACUAGCUGCCAGAACCAGUGUACACAAAGUCCUGAUUUUGAUUUUAAUAAUUUCAAUAACCCCCUUGCCCCCUUUUUAAAAAAUGGUUUGAUCCACGAUUCGUUCUUCCUCAUGGGAAGAGGGGGCGCAGGGGCUGGAGUAUACGUUAGCUGUCAUCGGGCAACACUCUGGACAAGUCGCCAGUUCAUUGUAGAGCAACGAUUCCUAGUGUAGCUAACUGAACGUUACUAAUUUGGAGGCUAUCUACAACAGACUGUGUGUUUCACACAUAUUAUCACUGUCGGACAGUACUCCAGUAAGCACCCACUCACUUAAGAGGCUGCAUUGAAUUGUAUUAUGACGCAUACAAGUUCUACUCAGUAAUUAUGAGUAUUAGGCGAAGGUCAAUUAAGUUAUCAUGAUGUGUUCAAAUGUGGUCUUGUAAAAUGUUGUUAUUGGUGGGACAUUUGAAUAACCUAAAUACAAAAAUAGUUAAAUGUUCAAAGAUUUUUUGGUGUUUUUUUCACAGCAAUGUAAAAUAAAAGACACCAUAAUAGCCGAGAAUAACAAAGUGAAAGGACAAUUUAGAAUUUUGGACAGUUUACACUGACUUUGGGAUGGUUUAAAAUAUUUUUUUGCCUGACAAGGGUCACAUUACUAAAAAGAGCUUGCCCUCCACAUACAAUGGCAAAGUGAAGCUGUCUGCCUAGAGCUAUGGUACUGAGAAGCCCAUUUAGAAGACUAGAACGAGAAGAACCAGCAAUUUGUGUCCUAUAUAUGGAUUGUAAUGUUCUGGGAAAAUGAGUUCAUGUCUUGGAAUCCAAAGGAAUUCUGCGGUAUCUACUGUCUUAUUCUUCCUUCUGAGCUACUGUGGAAGCCAGAUCUCACUAUUAUAGAGAUGACAGAGAAGGAUAAAGCCCCUCCGACUCCUUAUCUCCAUAUUACAGCCAAUGGUUUUGUCGAAUCUAUAAACAACCAGGUGAUCAUCAGCACCUGCAGGAUGCAGGUUUACAAAUUCCCCUUCGACAUUCAGAGCUGCAACAUCUCUGUGAAGUCUGUCAUACACUCUGACUGGGAAAUGGAUCUUUUGGUGUUUAACAAUAAGUCCAAGAUUGCAGACUUGAGGCAUGAUUUCAUCCAGUACGAGUGGCUGUUUGUCAACAUGACAGUCUCCAAAAUGAAAGACGACAGCACUGUCUGCGGCCAAAGCAGGAUUGUUUACACUAUCAACAUGAAGAGGCGGUCAAUCCUCUACAUCAUCAAUUUCUUGCUGCCCGUCUUUUUCUUCUUGUGUCUGGACAUUGCCUCCUUCCUGAUCUCAGACAUCGGGGGCGAGAAGCUCAGCUUCAAGGUCACCGUGCUGCUUGCCGUCACCGUGAUGCAACUUAUUCUGAAUGAAAUUCUGCCUUCCUCUUCAGACCGAGCUCCACUUAUAGCACUCUACUGUAUUGGCAUCUUUGGUUUGAUGAUGCUGAGCCUCGUGGAGACGAUCGUGGUGAUGAGUCUAAGGGCUAGAGACUCCCAAGACAACGAGGCAGAUAAAGAGCAAAGCCUGAGUGAGGACUGUGGAGACAAACGAGGCAAAGUCAGCUUCAAGAACUGUUUUAGAGACGUCUCUGAUGUGUCUCCUGGUGUAACGCCAUCUGAACUGCUGCCGAUGGCCAAAGAGGGUAGCAGCAUCCAGCUGAUGGAGGAGUCCCAAGACUUUGAAAAGCUGUUGAAAACACUGGUUGUGCUUCUCAGGAAGGAAGAAAAGAAACCCGGCUACUGGACCAGAAAGACCAAAACUAUCAACAAAGUCUUCUUCAUUUUCUAUGUGAUAGCUGCCACUCUGUUUCUAGUCUUUAUGUUUGUCAGUUGGAAUUCAGAAGACUAAUAUUAGUGCUGAAUAAUGAAACAUAACAUACGUUACUUCCCAGAGGUCGUAUACACAAAGUCACACCAUGCUGCAGGUCAUGUGUUCAUUUCUUGGUGACUUUCCUGAAUCAUCGGCAGAAAGUCAGUCAAUGCUGCAGUUCAAGGUGAAGUUGUGGUGAUUAGAAAGUCACAAACCACACACCUUACACUUGCUCCCCCCUAUCCUCGAUACAUAAUCUGUACAAUCAGUUUUGCAUCUUUUUCUGCUGAGUCAGUAAAGCUGACGAGUAAUGGUGUACUUGGUAUUUAAGGUUGUAUUUAAUCCUUCAGUGGUUCAACUACACACAUCUGACAUCUGCAUGUUUCACACAGUGGUUCACAUCAAACACGUUGUAAUAUUCUAGAAGACUAAUGUGCCAUGAAGUGAUCGACAUAUGUCUUUUGCUAUACAACAAGUAUAGUCUGUAUGUAUAAUAAUACAUGCAGACUGAUAUAAUUGCAUGUUUUCCUACAUAAAUAUAUAUUAUGUAAUAAAGGCAAACCUUAUAAUCCACCUUAAGACAUAUUAAAAUAUUUAAAAUAUUAAGCACGCAAUUCAGUACAAGACGAUAGAAUAUUCUGACGAUAUAAAAUGUUUUCUAUAUAAUUUUAUAAUCUUUAAAUGUAGCUAUAUGCUUUCAUAAUCAAUUAAUAGCCUGAUAUCUGCUCUGAAGAGAUGUUUCAGACUCUUUGUAAUGCGGAAAUAAACAAAUAAAACAAAA
Dicentrarchus labrax (European seabass) is the source of this 4067-nucleotide messenger RNA. Its product is annotated as 5-hydroxytryptamine receptor 3A-like. NCBI's taxonomy places the organism in Eukaryota, Metazoa, Chordata, Actinopteri, Moronidae. The record is from RefSeq and is a predicted model, not a curated record. The transcript is spliced from 9 exons. Gene Ontology annotation, cellular component: synapse; membrane; neuron projection. The coding region runs from base 2237 to 3325 and encodes 362 amino acids. Gene Ontology annotation, biological process: monoatomic ion transmembrane transport; regulation of membrane potential; nervous system process. Gene Ontology annotation, molecular function: transmembrane signaling receptor activity; neurotransmitter receptor activity; extracellular ligand-gated monoatomic ion channel activity.